UAUCUGCCAGGUAGUACAGGCUAUCAGAUUUUAAGCGAAGUAAUGUAUUGAAGUCAAGCAGAUGACGUGGCUGGUACGGGCGUGCGGUUUAAGAAUCGUGGGGUUCGGAACAACAGAGCAACGGUUAGAAAAGGUACAAACGAGCGCUUCCGGAUGUGAGAGCGGUAGUUCUUCCUCGGGGGUUCCUAACGGAAUGAGCGGCCAUGCCAACCACACCACACUAUCUAUGAGUGUAGCGCAGGGAUAGUGGUCAAGCAAGACCCUCAAGUUGUCACGUCUUGUCAGGGACGCGGGUUAGAAGAUAAUCAACGUUCAUAAGCCACGUCCUCUUGAGUCAAAAUAUGGCCAUUGCAUCACGUCACAACGACUCACAAUAAUAUGGAAUAAAAGUUCAGCAGCUCAACUUGUCACCAUCAUGACGAGCAGGGCACGCGUCCAGUGCCCCGAUGUUUUUAAACAAAGUUUCGGCUUCGAACCGACCACCAGAAAUAUUCAAGACUCACAUUGGAGCUCUCCGCUGGGAGGAUAUACAAUGGGCUGGGAGAACUACUGGCGUCUUGCAGAGGUUCACAUGACUUUGCACUCUCAAUUAAUAUUCACCACCCAACGGCCAACUAUACACACCCUCUCCCUCAAUCCCCCAAGUAAUGACUUGCUAGUAGCCCCACCCCACCAUCCAAUUCCUGCGUAUCCUAAUCUUGGAGCAUGGGCGAGCUCAGCGUUCAACACCCGAGGGGACGUCUUGCCAGAUGCAGGGGUUUUGGGCGCUGCUAUCGUGGCCCAUCUUGUGAGUAAGAGUAAACAAAAGCUUUGUCGGGAAAAGGGCGAUCAAAACUUUCAAAUCUCUGCACUGUAUCAGCGAACCAGCAACGGUGAUCAAAACGCUAGUAUUGUUAUGGGCUCGCAGAUAGAAUUCAAAGAUGAUCAGGGUAUGAUUAAAACUGUCAAAGCCAAGUUUCCUAGACAGGCUAGCUUAGAAAUCGUGGACCAGGAGGGAACUUUCUGGACCGGGAGUUGUCGAGAAAAGUAA
This is a messenger RNA of Suillus discolor, 1030 nucleotides long. RefSeq lists its product as uncharacterized. Bases 416 to 1030 code for a protein of 204 amino acids. The record is from RefSeq and is a predicted model, not a curated record. The transcript is spliced from 9 exons. Lineage: Eukaryota; Fungi; Basidiomycota; Agaricomycetes; Boletales; Suillaceae.